GGGUUAGAGCAAAUAAAGCAGAUCAGUUGAUUACUGUGAGGUUUCCUGGUUGGGAGUCAAAAGUGGCAAACAACUCCAGUGGGCUUGGCAAGCUAUGGUUGUUCUGGAAGUCAGAUAUCAACCUUACAGUUCUCCAUUUGACUGAUCAAUUUAUCCAUGUGUUGGUGGCCUCAGGUACACCUUUUUUCCUUACUUUGGUCUAUGCAUCAAAUGAUGAAGUGGAUAUGAGAGUUCUCUAUAGUGAGUUGGUUCGAUUGCAAGUUCAAUCUGCUCCCUGGGCUGUACUGGGUGACUUUAAUGCCAUAGGGGAUGUUAAUGAGGCUUCAAACAUGCCUCAGCUCUCUAGUAGUAUGACAGAUUUCAAGAAUUGGCAAUAUGAUUGUGAAUUAGAAGAACAUAAGUCGACUGGACCCUGGUUUACAUGGAUAAACAAACAAACGGGUAAUCCAAUAGCGAGGAGAUUGGAUCGAGUUUUUGUGAAUUCUUAAUGGUUUGAGGGACUGCCUUCUAGUACUGUUGAUCUGCUGGAUCCCUCUGUGUCGGAUCAUUGCCCGAUUCUACUAAAUUCUGAUAGCACUAUCAAAUCAAUGCCCAAACUGUUCAAAUUUUUCAAGUUCUGGAUCAAGCAUCCUCGGUUUAUGGACUUAGUAAAGGAAGCACGAAUGAUGCAGGUAGAGGGAUCACCUCUAAUUCGGGUGUGCAAAAAGUUGAAAAAACUCAAGGGUCUGCUCAAGAAGUUGAAUAAGGAUGAAUUUUCUGAUCUUAGUGAAAGGGCUCGAUUGAAGGAGUCUGAACUGGUGAUUGCACAGGCAGAAGCCUUAAAAAACCCUUCACCUAGCUCUUUUGAAGAGGAGAUUAGACUUGCUAAAGAGGCUAGGGUGCUAAGAGAGGCUGAAGAGUCAUUUUUCGCCAGAAAUCUAGGGAAAUAUGGCUCAAAGAGGGGGAUUCGAAUACUCCUUACUUCCAUAACUCAGUAAAGAGUCGCCAAAAAAGGAAUAUGAUAAGAUCUUUAAUUAAUGAAGAUGGUCAGAGGGUUACAGACACAGAUGGUAUGGCUGGGAUAGCAGAGAGAUUUUAUAGGGAACUGUUGGGGAAAUGUGAUCCAGAAGUUGCUCCCCCAGAGGUGGACAAAAUCAAGAGUAUCCUUCUUAAAAGAUUACUGCUUGAGCAAAGUGAUGAAUUGUGCUCCCCUGUUACAGCAGAGGAAGUCAAAGCUACCUUAUUUGGGUUUGAUGGAGAGAAGGCCCCUGGGCCAGAUGGGUUUCCUGCUUGUUUCUUUAAAGUAGCAUGGAAUGUUAUUGGAGGGGAGGUAACAGCUGCCAUCCUUUACUGUUUUAGAGUCUCUGAGAUUCCUAUAAGUGUUAAUGCAACUCUUUUAGCCCUAAUCCCUAAGAUUCGGUCCCCAGAAGAGAUGAAAUUCCGUAGGCCAAUUUCAUGUUGCAAUAUUCUCUAUAAGUGUAUGGCCAAAAUACUUGCUGUGAGACUAAGCUCUGUUAUGCCCUGCAUAAUUAGUGAAUCCCAAACUGCAUUUGUUAAAGGUAGGAUAAUAGGGGAAAAUAUUCUACUUGCACAUGAACUGGUUCAGAAAUAUGGAAGGAAAAAUAUCUCCCCUAGGUCCUUAGUGAAGGUUGACUUGAUGAAGGCCUUUGACUCGGUUGAUUGGGGUUUCCUUUUUAAUACUCUGCAAGCUAUGGGGAUACCUGAUAGGUUUUUGCAAUGGUUGAGAAUGUGUGUUACCACACCUAAACUGAGCAUUGGGUUUAAUGGGGGUUCAGUUGGAUAUUUCUCUGCUAGGAAAGGGUUGAGGCAGGGAGAUCCCCUCUCCCCAUAUCUGUUUGCUGUGGCUAUGGAAAUCUUGUCUUGUUUAAUGAAUGAAGCAGUUAAGAAAAAUGAGAUGCCCUUUCAUCCCAUGUGUAAGAGACUGGGACUAACUCACCUUAUGUUUGCUGAUGAUCUACUGUUAUUCUCUGAUGGAUCUAAUUAUGGGAUCCAGUGUAUUAAGAAAGUUCUAGCUGAGUUCAGAAUAAUAUCAGGACUAAAAUCAAAUCCAGCAAAAUGUGAACUUUACUGUGGUGGCAUUAGUGUGGAUUGGCAGGAAGCUAUGGAAAAUAAUUCAGGGUAUAAGCUGGGGGUGCUUCCAGUUAGAUAUUUUGGUCUUCCCCUGCUGCCAGGGAAACUUACUAUUAAAGCUUGCACUCCUCUGAUUGAUAGGGUGACAGGGAGAAUAUCUAGUUGGAAAGCAAAAGCAUUGUCCUAUGCAGGGAAGUUUCAAUUGGUCAUGUCAGUAUUGUAUAGCCUCACUCAAUUCUGGAUGUCAAUUUUUAUCCUUCCUAAGUCAGUUAUCAGAGCAAUAGAGAAGCUGUGCUGUGACUUUUUGUGGGGUGUGGGGGAUGGAUCUAGGAAAAGGGCUGUGGUUGCUUGGCCAAGGGUUACCUAUCCUAAGAAGGAAGGUGGUCUAGGAUUUCGAGACAUGGUAUCAUGGAAUCUGGCUUGUGUUACAAGGCAUAUUUGGGCUAUACUGUUGAAACAGGGGGUCAUUGUGGGUGGCCUGGGUUUGGGAGUAUAGAAUUAAGAGGUGUGAUCUCUGGACUGUAACUUCAAAGGCAGGGUCCUGGUUGUGGUUGAAAUUGCUGAAAUAUAGAGAUAGGAUGAGGAGUUAUCUGGUGGCUGGGCCUAAUGGUGUUUACUGGAAAGGAGAACUUAUGGAAAAAUUUCAAAUAAAGAAAGUCUGGGAGGAGCUUAGACCCAAAACCAACACUAUCUCUUGGUACUCUCUGGUAUGGAAAGGAACAAAUAUCCCCAGAAAUCAGUUCUUGGUAUGGCUCAUAGUGAAUGAUUACAUUAUGACAGGGGAUAAGGCUCAAGGGUGGGGGGCUGCAGGUAAUCACUACUGUGUAUUCUGUAACACUACCCUGGAAACAAGAUCACAUAUGUUUGCAGAGUGCCUUAUCUAUAAACAGCUCUUUACAGCGUUGUUUGCAAAGUAUUCUAAUCGUUCUCCUGGAGAUAAGUGGCUGUCUGAAUUACAGUGGCAUCCAUGUAUCUUACACAGAAGAAUGAUACAGCUCAGGUGGGUAAAGUGAUCUGGCAGAGUCUGGUUGCCAGUAUCUGGAGGGAGAGAUGCAGGAUUAAGUUUGGAGGUAAGGUGUUUGACAUGGAGGAGCUGACUCGACUGAUAAAAGGAGAUCUGAGGCUGUUACUGGACCAUGGGAUCCUAGAUCGUUUUUUCUAAUUCUAUGGUUUUAGUUUGGCUAGUCUGUUUUGGUUUAAUGUGAACUCCUUGUAAAGGUGCAUUACUCAGCUGGCUAGAGCUUGUUGCCAACAAAGUUGUUUGCCUCAUUUAUGAUGAAAUGAAAAGCCCUACCAUUCAUAAAAAAAAAUAAAAAAUAAAUGCAAAUGCGUAUAAAACCAUCGACUAUAUCAAUUUACAAAUAUUUGUCAUACUGCGUCAAUUCAGUAUUCUUAAAUUCAUAUAAACCAACUUCUAACUAUAAUAGAUUACUGGAAAUACGUAGAGUAAUAGGUUGUCUUUAUUUAAUUGAGUAACAUAAGUGGGAUGGGAUGGGAUGUGAUGGGAGGGUUCCGGAGGAAGUUUAGUAAAGGUACGGAAGGAUCCUUCCGUACAUUGCGCACAACACAAGAAAAACAGAAUGGGAGGGGUUCUGCCAGAGAACCUCCUUAUAUGUUUGGGUAGAGAUAGAUUAUUGAUAGCUCUGCAACAAAAAGUACGGAUGUAAUAUUAUGACUUUAAUGAAAACUCUUAUUUUGUAUUUAUUUUAUAAUUUUAGGUGUAGAAUUGCAUCCGCGAAGCGCAAGCGAGCGGAUCUUUGCUAGUUUAAUUUCAUUUGUCACUGAUAUGUUUUUUAUAUAGUCAGAGUGAACGUCAAAAUGAGAGAAAUACAUAAAUAUUUAUCAACCUAUUAUAUACUUUAGACCAUUCACAUUGAAAUUGUAUUUUGAAUAACAUCAUGACAAAACAUUUUUGCAAUGAUUUGCAAGUCACAUUAUCUUAUUUCAUUGUAAAAUUAUCUACUACCAAUGCAGUCAAAAGUACGAUUCUACCUAGAAACAGUUGGGUGACCUAGAAGCAUAAAAUUGCAAGUUUUUAAGUUUUAAAGCAUAGACUUUGACUACAUUGGUAAGGAAAAAUCUUGAUUCUACGUAAAAACCUUUUGGUGACCUAAAAGGAUAAAAGCGUAAGCUUUUAAGUUUUAAAGCGCGAUUUUGACAGCAUUGUCUACUACUUUUGUUAUUUAAGUGUUUAUGUUUACAUAAUUAAAUUAAAAAAUAAAUUAUAAUUGCAUAGAUGUGACAUGUGAGUACAAUGAAAUUAAUAUGAGUUG
Molecule: messenger RNA, 4343 nt
Organism: Linum trigynum
Lineage: Eukaryota; Viridiplantae; Streptophyta; Magnoliopsida; Malpighiales; Linaceae
Source: the annotation of a GenBank genome assembly